AUGGCUGCCAUCAUCCAUCCACUCUUGGUGAACUUAUCAUUGGCCAUUCUCCUGGGUUUGACCUCUCUGGGUGGACUGAACUUUCAGCCAUCAGGUCAGGCUUUGGCACAGGUCUCUUCCAACAACCAGACAACAGAACCCUCUACAAUACCAGAAGCAGCGCUGGUAACCCCAACACCAGAUUCAGAAGACCAAACGGGUCCAACUGGGGAUAACCGCUGUUGGGGUUACUAUGAUGUGAUGGGCCAGUGGGACCCACCUUUCAACUGCAAUGCAGGUAUCUACCUGUUCUGUUGUGGUUCCUGCUCUACCUUCUGCUGUCAGUUCAAAAUCCACAGUUUGGACCAGACAUCCUGUUCAAAUUAUGACACACCUGUGUGGGCAAACACGGGACGACCGGCGGCACCUGUCACAGAAGCCCAGGAGGAACCGGACCGAGAUCGGACCCACAUGAUUGUGUAUAUUAUCUGUGGAGUGGUGGCCAUCAUGGUGCUGGUGGGAAUUUUCACCAAACUUGGGCUGGAGAAGAGUCAAGGAGGACAGACUGACAUGACCAACUCUAGGACUUUGACAGAGCUUCAGCAGCCCGGGGAGGGAGGAGCAGUGGAUGGUACUGGUGUUCAUCAUCCUAUAGGGACAAAUGGUAUCUCUGCCAGGGCACUACGCUCCAACAAUGGCAAGUUCUGGUUUUUGGCAC
Messenger RNA from Archocentrus centrarchus (flier cichlid), 697 nucleotides. RefSeq names its product protein shisa-8-like. Gene Ontology annotation, cellular component: AMPA glutamate receptor complex; postsynaptic density; postsynaptic membrane. Gene Ontology annotation, biological process: regulation of AMPA receptor activity; regulation of short-term neuronal synaptic plasticity. The record is from RefSeq and is a predicted model, not a curated record. NCBI's taxonomy places the organism in Eukaryota, Metazoa, Chordata, Actinopteri, Cichliformes, Cichlidae.